AUGAUUAACAGACGGGCAUCGCAAGCUGUAUUCGCGGUGUUGUCAACGGAUCUUGAGGCUGCGCUAGAGCGUAUCACGGCGAUUAACGAGCGGUACGUCGUCGCGAGAGACCUGGAUGAUCAAGAAAGAGCGGCAGCAGAGGACUACAUCCAAAGCGUUGCUGCGGUAAAUAGGCAAGCACGGCUUGCUAUUGGAGGGUAUUUACAACCCGGCGCUAACCCGCGCUUUGAAAGAUGGGUCGUUGAAGACUCGAAUGUUGAUCAAGCUCUGCAGCAGGAUCCCCCGACUGAAUCCAAUGGAACAGAAGAAGAUCAGGAUAGCGGUCCAGAGCAUAAUGAAAUAAACCAACGACCUGUUCGCAGGACUCCGCCGGACGAUCCUCCCAUCAACCCAUUAAAUUUGGGCUCGGCGGGUGGCAUCAAUAACCAAGUCGAGCCUAACGAAGCCAAUCAAGCGAAACGGCGAAGAAUUGAACUUGAAUUCGAACUCGAAAGGAAAAAGGUCGAACGUUCCCGCAAGAUGGAUGAUCUUUUACGUCAAUGCGAGAGAGAAGAAGAAGAUAUUAAAAUGGCAAUCGAGCGCGAAAAGCUCUUGGCUGGUGCGCUCGAUGGAUCGAUUCAAGGAAACCCACUCCUUUCCUCCACACCGAAGCGCAAUAUGGAUACCAUCGGAAACUUACGACCCGUAGAAACAACCGAAAGAUCGGCAACAUUCGCUCCGCCAAGUCGUUGGCCAAAGAUUAUCGUCGAAAAAUUCAACGGGGAUCCGCGAAAAUGGCAAAGAUUCGCGCACGGUAUUCACGCCACCGUUCGCGACGCAAACAUCCCUGACUCCUACAAGCUUUUGGGCCUUCAAGACAACAUUACGGAAGAUAUUCGGAAAAGGAUGGGCCACAUCUUCAACGGAUCAUAUGCAUUUGAGUCGGCUUGGAAAGAAUUGGAAGUUAAAUAUGGAAAUCCAGGUCUUAUAAUGCAGGCGCAUAACCAGCACCUUCUCCAAGUCCAGCCUUUCAAAACCGGAGACUUUAAUUCGCUCUUCACUUUAGCGGCAGAUGUCCGUGAUGCCGUAUCAAGCGUUUCCGUUGAGCACUCCAAGGAAUUUACGUUUUCAACCGUCAUCUCCUCGCUCGCCUCAAAGCUUCCAAUUCAGCUUCAAAUCGACUGGGGAAAAUAUGCAUAUUCCCUUCGUCCGAAUCUACCAUCGCUACGAGAUUUCGACAAGUGGAUUGAUAUCGCUGUCGGAGCAGAAGAGUAUCGUGGAAUUCGACUUUCCGUGGCCGGAGAUGUCGUUAAUAAACCCGCCCAUAAUACUCACCCUCGGCAGCAAGGCGGCUAUGGUCAACCUGGUAGCAGUAAUUAUCGUGGACCUACUGUGUUGACGAACGGAAUUCAAGAAAAAGUAGCAGCUCCGCAGUGCCCUGCCUGCAGUGCCAAUCCUGGUCAUCGCCUCGAGUAUUGCAACGUUUUCAAGAAAAUGUUGGUCAACAAACGAGCAGCUCUCUGCGCCGACAACAAUUUUUGUUUCAAAUGCUUGACACAAGGCCACUACGGAAGAAAUUGCUCCCGCACUGACGUGAAGUGUAAGGACUGCGGAAAGGCCCACAACACUCUCUUACACGGAGCCGAUCGCCAAUUUCCGUCUGCAAAAACUCAAGGUAACGAAUCUCUAACUGUUUUAACGAUUCGUGCACGUAACCCAUACCACAUACGUCCCGUAUUGCUAGCCAUCCUACCCGUCACUGUAAAAGGUAAUGAGUCCGUCGCCAAAACAUUUGUGGUAUUAGAUCCGGGGAGCGAGGCCACGCUCAUUACGAACGCUCUCGCAAAAACUUUAAAUUUGACUGGGCCCACCUUUCGUAUUCGCUUCGGUAACUUCAAUGAUUCAAUCACCAUCGACUCUAAGGUCGUUUCGUUCCGCAUUGCAUCUAUGAACUACGAAACUCCCAUCAGUGAAGCUUUUCUCGUUCCAAAAAUCAGUUUAUCACCUAGAAAAAUCGAUUGGCCAAAACUGAAGAAAUACUGGGCUCAUCUCGCAGACUUGAAUUUGCCAGCAAUAGACUCUUCUCAAGUUGGUGUAUUGAUUGGAGCGGACCAACUUUCGGCCCAUAUUCAAAAAGAGAUUAGGGAAUCAAUUGAAGAUGACGGCCCUACAGCGAUUCUGACUCAAUUUGGAUGGUCGGUGGUGGGAAAAAUUCCCAAUUUUCUUGUGGCCGGGCCAAGCAAGAAAGUAAAUGUCAACAUUCACUCAGUUUCCCAUGAUGAGGCGCUAUGUAAUCUCGUAGAACAAUUUCACUCUACCGAGUCUUUCGGUACGGAUGUUUAUGCUCCCACGAUCACCUCGGCCGAAGAUGCUCAAGUAAUUGCCGUGCUCGAAUCAUCAGUAAUUUUCAUCGGGUGCGGAUGGCAGGUGGAUCUCCCUCUACGCUCAAAAGGCUUUGUCUUCCCUAAUAAUAGAAAACAGGCUGUGUCUAGGUAUUAUGGGAUGGAACGACGUCUCUCGCUGCCGGAAAACCAACAUUAUGCGGACAAAUACAAUCUAAUCGUAAAAAAGCUUAUUGAUUCCGGCACCGCUGUAAAGGUAGACUCGUCUGCAAUCAACAAGCCGGAAGGAAUGAUAUGGUAUUUGCCGCAUCACUUCGUUGAAAAUCCGAACAAACCAGGGAAAAUCAGAGUGGUUAUGGAUUGUGCUGCAAGUUUUUGUCAAGUCUCGCUCAACAACCAACUUCUCCGUGGGCCGCCGUUGCUCCCAAAGCUAAUAGGAGUGCUGCUACGGUCGAGGGAAUGUCUUUUUGCGCUUUCUGCGGAUAUAGCGGCCUUUUAUCAUCGCGUCGGAAUUCCAGAAAAACAUCAGUCUCUCCAACGAUUUGUCUUCCGCGAAUUCGGAAGCAAUAAACCGCUGAAGACAUACCAAAUGACGACCUUGGUAUUUGGGGCAGUCCAUGCAUCAACCGCGGCCAUUUGGGUCUUGCAGCAUGCGGUAAAUCAAAACAGAAAAUAUCCCGAAGUUGCAUCGCGAAUAAAGCAAAAUUUUUACGCUGAUAAUUUGAGUGACUCGUUCGACACCGAAAGGGAAGCCAUAAAAUUCGCAAAGGACGUCACAGAAUCGCUGGCGAUCGGUGGUUUUAAAUUAACGGGCUUUGCGUCCUCAUCUAAACGGGUCCUAGAAACAAUUCCAGCGGAAGACCGGGCCGGAUCGAUCCUUGACUUAAAUUAUGGCGCCUUACCGACAGAAUACAUUUUGGGGCUCGCAUGGGACUGCAACAGCGACUGUUACAAAUUGAGAGUUAAAGAGCUGCCUCCAAUCACGACGAAACGGGAGUUGUUUUCGGCGAUGUCAAGAGAAUUUGACCCAUUAGGAAUUUGCCUUCCGGUCAUUACGUAUGCAAAACUACUCUUUCAAGAAACGUGCAAGCUACGGUCAAGAAUUUCCCCCUAUAAGAUUGAUAGGAAUAACAUCCGCGUGCAUUAA
Messenger RNA from Daphnia pulex (common water flea), 3468 nucleotides. RefSeq lists its product as uncharacterized. The record is from RefSeq and is a predicted model, not a curated record. Gene Ontology annotation, molecular function: nucleic acid binding; zinc ion binding. The coding region runs from base 1 to 3468 and encodes 1155 amino acids. The transcript has a single exon. NCBI's taxonomy places the organism in Eukaryota, Metazoa, Arthropoda, Branchiopoda, Diplostraca, Daphniidae.